UUCCUUGCGAGUCACCGUAGCCGACAGAUCCUUCAUGGGUUUAUUGAAGUUUGCGAAGGCUCUUGAGAGUGGAAAGUAUGUAGUGUCGGAGACUGAUCAUUCGUAUAUUAUAGAUGCCUACAAAGCCAUUCUUGCUAGAAUGACACUUAGAGGUACACGAGACUUCAAGAGACACAUUCACUUCGAGGACUUUCUGAUCCGUGAGUGGGAUCGCCCUGCUGUCUCCGGAACUACUACGAAAGCAUCGUUAUUCAAGCUCGACAUUCUCUCUGCGAGGUAUCAUGAUUGGCUCACAUCGAGCUCGCAGUCUUAUCAUCCUUGUUUUGAAGAUGAGGUACGAGUCGUCGGCGAGUACUACUGCGAAUCAAGUGGUCGUGGUACUCCUUUCGAGUUGCUCAAUGUUAACCUAGAUGUUAGUAGCAAUACGGCAUCGGGAACAUUCGCUUUUGAACACCGGGACUUGUGGUACAGCUAUGAAGUUGGUGGUAUCUGGGAAGGCGUGAGCCAAACUCUCUAUCUUGAGCCUAUCAACGACCCUAGUGUCUCAAUACCCGAGGGUUUCGUUGCGGUGCCUUUGCAUCUCACGUUCUACGAGGACCAUGGUGAUUACCUCCAGGGCUCUAUUGGCGCUCUUGGUUGCGACGCCAUAUACGGUAAGCUCGUUCCCCCGAUAUCGCCGACCACUCCGGAUGCUGACAUUGAGAAGAGAUAUUCAGCUGAGGAAGUCAAAGGUCCACUAGUAGAUGUAGCAGAGGAAAUUGACAAUCUUCGUUCGAUAUGGCGAAGUAGUCUGUUCGGAAAAAAGAUGCGAGGUUCUUCGAUGCUGCCCGAUAGUAGUGACACGGUGAUCCCCAUCUCAUUGUAGGAAACCAGUCAUCAUUACUGUUACGUUGACUUCUUUAUUUAUUUCAUUGUGCAACAAGGUAUUCA
This is a messenger RNA of Perkinsus marinus ATCC 50983, 930 nucleotides long. RefSeq lists its product as hypothetical. The transcript is spliced from 6 exons. The record is from RefSeq and is a predicted model, not a curated record. The coding region runs from base 35 to 865 and encodes 276 amino acids. Lineage: Eukaryota; Perkinsozoa; Perkinsida; Perkinsidae.